Molecule: messenger RNA, 687 nt
Organism: Babesia microti strain RI
Lineage: Eukaryota; Apicomplexa; Aconoidasida; Piroplasmida; Babesiidae
Product: Set1/Ash2 histone methyltransferase complex subunit ASH2
Exons: 7
Coding region: 1-687 (228 amino acids)
Cellular component (GO): Set1C/COMPASS complex
Molecular function (GO): protein binding; transcription cis-regulatory region binding
Source: RefSeq, a predicted model, not a curated record
AUGGGGUAUGUUAUGCAUAUACUUAGGUAUAAAGAUGAUUCUAUUACAUUAGAAGGUAAUAAAAUCAUCGGAUACAAGGGAUGGAUCACUUGUUUGGCCAAUUUGGCUGCACAACAUGGCAAUUGGUACUUUGAAGUCCACUUUCACACUCAAUUCAAGGAGCUCCAAUUCAUAGGCAAUCCACUCGCUGAUAUACCAAAGCCAGCACUAAGGGUGGGAUGGGCUUGUAGAUACCAGAGAUAUGAUACUCCUUUAGGGAUUAAUAAUUUCAGUAUUGGUUAUUCCAGCGUCGAUGGCAGUUGUGUAAGGGUUAUCAGGGAUUCUUAUGCCAUCCCUUACAACCCAGGAGAUAUCGUAGGUUGUUACCUUCAUAUACCUAAUAAUGUAUCACUCCUGCCGGACCCUAGAAAUGAUCACAAAUUGUACGAAUUUUUGCAAGGUGGCAUGCUGUGUGAUCCUCAAUUUCCACCAGACGCUGAAGUAAUUCCAGAAUCAUAUGUGAAAUUUUCAGUUAAUGGAGUUGACCAAGGACUGGCUACACACGAUCUGCUAAAUGGAUGUUAUCAUCCAGCCAUUUCACUUUUUAUGGGCGCUAUCGCAACUUUCAAUUUUGGUCCAAAUUUUAAGUAUGAUCCGGGGCCCGAAUUUUUACCAUGUGCCAACAUGAAACCGCCAGAGAUACCAUAG